Molecule: messenger RNA, 2457 nt
Organism: Caenorhabditis sp. 36 PRJEB53466
Lineage: Eukaryota; Metazoa; Nematoda; Chromadorea; Rhabditida; Rhabditidae
Source: the annotation of a GenBank genome assembly
AUGGCGUCAAAAUCGGCGGAUAUUCCGAAAAAAGCGAAGAGAAAGUUGGAAAAUGGAAAAAAGAAGCCAAAAGCGGCGCCGAAAGACGAGUUUGGCGAGACUAUCGAAAUGAAGCCAGUGCUUCCGAAGCCGGCUGACGAGUACGACUACGAUUCUUCCGAUGAGGAGGUAUAAUUUUCGAAUUUGUGGGAGAGAUCAUAAAAUUUUCGUUGUAGGAUCUGCGAAACACGAUCGGAAACAUUCCGAUCAAGUGGUACGACGAUGAGGAGCACAUUGGCUACGACAAAUUCGGAGAGAAAAUUGUCAAACCGGUGAAAAAGGGCGAGAUUGAGACGUUUCUGGAGAAAAUGGAGGAUCCAGAUUAUUGGUAAGUAAAAAAUUAGUAAAAAAAAUUGGUAAAAAAUUCGUAUUUCUAGGCGAAAAGUGUUCGACAAGCAGACGGGCACGGAUAUCAAGCUGACCGACGAGCAAAUCGAAAAAAUCCACAAUAUCGCGACAGGAAAGUAUCCGACGAUCGGCUACAAUCCCUACGAGCCGUUCCUCGACAUUUAUUCGUCGCAGAAAGAAAUCCAUCCGAUCGAUAAUCGUCCGGAGCCGAAAGCCCGUUUCAUUCCGUCGAAAGAUGAGAUGCGAAUGGUCUCCCGAAUGGUGCACGCCAUCAGAAUGGGCUGGGCGAAGGGUCCGAAAGAGCAAAAGAAAGAGAAGAAGGUGUACGAUCUGUGGGCUUCCGAAGACGCGCUCGACAACGUCACCAAAUCGCAGCUUUCGAGGAUGCGUGUCCACAUGCCCGCCCCCAAAGUGGCUCUUCCCACCCACGCUGAAUCCUACAACCCGCCCGAGGAGUAUCUUUUCGACGACGACGAGCGCAAAAAGUGGGAAGAGGCCGAAAAAGAGGACCGUGUGCUCAAUUUCAUGCCCUCCAAAUUCGACGCGCUCCGCAAAGUGCCUCAAUACGACAAGUUCAUUACCGAACGAUUCGAACGCUGUCUGGACUUGUAUUUGGCGCCGCGCCAACGAAAAAUGCGAAUUCACGCCGAUCCGACCGAUUUGUUGCCCGAUCUUCCGAAUCCUAACGAUUUGCGUCCGUUCCCUACUACUCUUGCCUUUGUGAGUCCGAAAAUUCGAAAAAUUGGCUUAAAGAUACUCUCAAUUCACUGCCCCCUCGGUGUAUGCGUACUCAAGCCUAAGUUCAGAAAUUUUGGCUUGAGUCUGCAAACACCGAGGGGCAAGAGCGGUGAGAUGAGUUUAGUUGAAAAUCAUUCUGAAGUUUCAUUUCAAAAUCCCCAUAUUUUCAGUACAUGCGCGGUCACACGGGACAAGUGCGCUCGAUUGCGGUUGAGCCGGAACGCGGCGAGCUGCUGGCUUCUGGUGGCGAGGACGGCACCGUCCGUAUUUGGAUGAUCGCCACCGGCCGCUGCAUAAAAACGUUCGAGAUGGGCGGCGAGGUCUCCUCAAUCGCUUUCUGUCCGGUGCCCGACAAAACGCUGCUCGCCGUGGCCUACGAGGGUAAAUACGUCGCGAUCGUGAACACGGGCUGCGGAGAUCGGCUUCACGUCCAGCAAACUGAGGCCCAGCUGGCCGAGGUUCCGACCGAGAGCCAAGAGGAUUCGGCGGUGGUGACGUGGCGGCGAGCCAAGGAUCGUCUCGUGCUGAAGAUGCCGAACGAAGUGCGCCAAGUGACGUGGCACGCGAAGGGCGACUAUUUCGCCAGCGUGGCAAUUGACGACAUCGCAAAGUCGGUGUACGUGCACCAGAUGAGCAAGGCCAAGUCGCAGUGUCCGUUUCAAAAGCGCAAAGGACACGUACAGGCGGUCGCUUUCCAUCCGACACAGGCCCGUCUCUUCGUCGCCACCAAAAUCCACGUCAGAGAGUACGAUCUGGCGCGUUGUGUGCUCGUCAAAAAGCUCAUCACCGGCUGCAAACACAUCUCGUCCGUGGCGACCGACGCCAGCGGAGAAAACCUCUUCUUGGGCGGUCUCGACCGUCGCUUCUGCUGGAUGGACCUUCAGAUGGGCAACAAACCGUGGAAGAAGCUGAAGCAUCACACGGCCGCCAUCCGCUCGGUCGCCUAUCACAAGCGAUUCCCGUUGUUGGCGACGGUGUCCGACGAUGGAACCGCGAUGGUUUAUUAUGCGAGAAUCUAUUCGGACUUUUGCCGGGAUAACGAGCUUUAUCCGGUCAAAGACUCAGAGCACAUGAGAAGGUUCGAAACACUUCAGUUGCGAAUUCUUAGAAAUCCAUUCCCAGUGAUUCUGCGCAAAAUUUGAAGCACUUGCUCUAAAUUUGUCGAAAAUUGCUGGAGAGGCUUUCUAAGGACCAAAGUGCUGUCCAAAUUUUUCAUACUAAUUUUUGCAGACCUCGAACGAUCUGUGCAUGCUCCACACCGUCUGGCAUCCGACUCAACCGUGGCUCAUCACCGCCGGCGCCGACGGAACCAUCGCUCUUUUUACCUAUUAA